This is a messenger RNA of Sesamum indicum (sesame), 1820 nucleotides long. It is a transcript of the gene BZR1, whose product is annotated as Brassinosteroid signaling positive regulator (BZR1) family protein. The record is from RefSeq and is a predicted model, not a curated record. Lineage: Eukaryota; Viridiplantae; Streptophyta; Magnoliopsida; Lamiales; Pedaliaceae. Gene Ontology annotation, molecular function: DNA-binding transcription factor activity. Gene Ontology annotation, biological process: brassinosteroid mediated signaling pathway; DNA-templated transcription.
GGUUGUAUACACACAUAUACGCAGAGAACACACACAGAUUCUUGGGAAAGCAGGGGGAAGGAAGCGUAUUCCUCGUGAGUACUGCAUAUCCUGCAACGCGAUAUACGCUACUACGACCCCAUCCCCCCACAUUAUACGCACAGAAUUUCAACUAUUUAUAGGGAGAGAGAGAGAGAGAGAGAGAGAGAGAGAGGGAGAGAGGGAGGGAGGAAAAAGGUGUUGCUUUUAGGAAGGAAAAGCCAAGAAAAUGAUGUGGGAAGCUGGAGGAUCGACAGCGUCGUCAUCAGCAGCUGGAGGAGCUGGUGGGAGUGGCGGCGGAGCAGGGAGGAGGAAGCCAUCUUGGAGAGAGAGGGAGAACAACAGGAGGAGAGAGAGGAGGAGGAGAGCAAUUGCUGCCAAGAUUUAUGCAGGGUUGAGGGCUCAGGGGAACUAUAAUUUGCCCAAACACUGUGAUAACAAUGAAGUCUUGAAAGCUCUCUGUGCUGAGGCUGGUUGGAUUGUUGAACCUGAUGGGACUACUUACCGCAAGGGAUGCAAGCCAUGCCCAAUGGAGAUAGGAGGCACCUCAGCUAACAUUACCCCUAGCUCCUCCAGAAAUCCAAGCCCACCAUCUUCUUAUUUUGCAAGUCCAAUUCCUUCAUAUCAACCCAGUCCCUCAUCCUCCUCAUUCCCCAGCCCGUCUCGGCGCGAUGCCAAUGCUUCAUCACACCCUUUUGCCUUCCUCCUUAACUCCAUCCCGUCUUCACUCCCUCCUCUACGAAUAUCAAACAGUGCCCCAGUUACCCCACCGUUGUCAUCUCCAACAAGACUCCCUAAACAAACUUUCAAUUUGGAAACCUUAGCCCAAGAAUCCAUGUCUGCAUUGAACAUCCCUCUGUUUGCUGCUUCUGCCCCAGCAAGCCCCAUUCGAGGUCAGCGUUUUACACCAGCCACUAUACCUGAAUGUGAUGAGUCUGACACGUCAACUAUUGAUUCCGGCCAGUGGAUGAACUUCCAAGCAUAUGCAAAUGCCACAGGUGCAGUUCCAACAUCUCCGACAUUCAAUCUUAUGAAACCUGUGGCACACGAAGUUCCACCCAAGGAUGCCAUAAUGUCAGACAAAGGCAAGGGUACAGAAUUCGACUUUGAAAAUAUGGCUGUGAAGCCGUGGGAAGGGGAAAGGAUUCAUGAGGUGGGAAUGGAUGAUCUUGAGCUCACGCUAGGCAGCGGAAACACUCGUUGAUCAUAAACCGUUAAUACUUAAAAUUCAUCCAUGGCGUCCUUUACAGAUACUUGCCGUAGCACUGACAUUACCCAGAAUACGGGUUCAUCUAAAGACUGAUUUGGAGAUAAAAACUUUACCAUUACACAAUAUUAUAGCUUCUUUCUUAUGAGUCUGUGUUCUUAGGUUGGAUUGGUUUUUCAAUUGAUUUUCUGUUCAGUCCCUUAUUCCAUUUUUCCAUUUUUAGCAGUCAUUGGCCCCAUUUUAAGUUUGGAGUGCGUCUACAAGCAUUAUGGUGUAGAUACUGAUAGUCCCUUUACCCAUUGUGAUCAAGAAUUAUGGUUCUUUACAGUAGACUAGUUGGAACUUAUCCACAGUGUAUUGAAUGUUUCUGGCAGACUAUUUUUCUUACAGUUCAAGCUAAUGAUUGUCUACUGAUUUUGGUAAUUAUAAAUACCUCAUAUUCUGCAGUAUUGCUGUCCCCUUUGUGCCUGCAGAUUUCUGCUAAUCCUAUAGAUGCAGCUGCUAUUUAACAUCAUAUUGGGGAAUAUGUAAUUUUCUUUCCUUAUUGUACUGAUUUCCAAGAAACCUGUACAGACAGAAAUAUUCUCCGACUCAA